CUAGGGAAAAAACUCUUGAUUCCUUCCGCAGCCUCCCGUUCACCAUCGUGCGGUAUGAAGCGUCUACCUGGAUACUUACCGUCAUUACGCAAAUUUCGGUGACUUUCUUUCCCUCCCGACUUGGAUUCUACUUUAUGAUGAUUUUGGAUAUGUACCUUUGGGAUGAAAAGAACCCUUUCCCUGCCCGCCGAAGUAAGAUAAAAUAGGGUUUCACUGACAUUGGAGUUACUCCUCUCGUUCCAUAUGAAGAAGUCAAACAUUUGGAUAUGCACCUGUGUCCAUUUAUUGCUGUACAUGACAGUUGCUGCCUAUUCCAGUGAAAUAGGAAAUCCCAUUACAGAUGACAUCAAGAAAAUUUAUUUGUUGAAACAGAAUAUUCCAAAAGACUACAAGAUUACAUUACGUUAUAUACCUAAAGAAGUGAGUGGUAUGUGCUGGGUGAAGCUAAACGUAUUUCACUUGGAGGUGAGCUUAAAAGGCCUGGCACAGAAGUUUGGGAACAUAUCCUCCAAUAAAGAUAAUAUAGGCACUUUUGUUCAAAUACUGCAAGAGAUGCGGUAUCACAUUGGACAUGGCUUGGAGGAUUCAAUGCUAGAAUUCGAUUGUCACUACGUAAAUGAGAUGUGGCUUACGGCAAAGUAUUUUGAAUUUGUGGAGGACUUUUUCUACACUGCCAAUUCGUCAAGAGAUGCCGAGGAUUGCGAGCCCCCGCCGUGUCCCACAUCUACAAAAACAACAGUAACGACAACUACGACAGCGUUGACAACGUCAGCGCAACAUAGUACAAAUGAGAAACGUAACGGUUUGCCUGAUGACCCCGAAAAAGGGGCAUUCCUUCCGAAAGUUGUGCAGAGCAGUCUUAUGUCGCUGCUCGCCAUCCCGUUCAUCGCAGUGGUGGUGUUUCUGUUGGUCUGGAAGAUGAAAUCUAGAAGAAAUGCCCCACAAACUGAACGGAGUCCAGAAGAAGGUCCCGCCCUUUUCUCAGGAGAGGAAGCCAAUAUACCCCCAUUAGAUGUGGAGAUAUCUGAAAAAAACAGAUUAAAUAUUAUCAUGGCAGUGUAAAUCCAGCCCCAGCUUAACCAACGCAGUCACUCCUUCAGACGGCACAACGGACAGGAACAAACAAGCACCACCUCCGAAAGAUUCUCUUACCGAACUUCUAGUUGUGAAGGAAGGAAUCAUACUGGCCUGAGACGCAACAAACUGCUCUUUGAGAACUGAUGCCCUCUCUUAUCAACCACUGCUGAGCCCUUCGGGAUAGAUACAGUUGCUCCUUCUGAGAACUUCUGAGAGUCGCUCUUUAAAGCUUCCUUCUCCUCUUGGAGACCGCAAGGAGACUGUGCCGGAGGAAUUCGAUGAAAAACAGAAUGAAAGCAACACAGCAUUGGAUUCAGCUGGAGGCGUCAAAUAGCCAAGCGCAUUUUUUGGAGAGCAGGAGCCGCAGUUCAGAAGGAGGGCAGCCAUAUUGUUGCUUGAGAGCAGAUGGCUAUCUAAAAGGAGUUAAAGCAGAAUUGACUACCUCCAGCGGCACUGGUCCAUCUCCUUCUUUCUUUCUUCAUCCUUGUUCUCUCUCUUUCUUUUGGUCUGGGUGUCCAGAUAGACGCCUUUUCAGUUUUUUGAGUGCUUGAAUCAGUAGUCGUUCUCAGAUUGUAUCAUCUGAUUUGUGAAUUGUUUUUAUUGUCACUAUAGACUGGUGGUGUGGACUUAAUUUAUUUAUUGUCUGAAUAUGACGACACCUGCAUGGCAUCAAAUAUCGAUCGAGACGAGGAAUACCCAAUCGUCUCAACCUUAAAAUAUCCAACAAUCCUUAAUCGCUUGUGUAUUUCGACAAUAAACUAUGCAUGCUAGCCGCAACCUUCUAAGUACCAUUAUAGCUCCUCACAGAUGCCAUUAAGCGUUUUUAAAGCUAUAUAUCAGUACACCCGUGGUUUAUGCAGUUAGUUUUACAUUAUGGCUUUUUAUGAAGUCUGCUUCAGUGUUUUUGAAGUCAUUUAGUAUGAGGAAAUUUCUGGUGGCUGCUAAUUUUAUAGACGACUCAGCUUUUGUCAACGGUCAAAUCUGCCAUACUAGAGUGAAAUGCAUCAGUCAGACUUUAAAUAUGGGUCAAAACUAAAUCAAUUAGUAUUACGUCAAACAAAACGGUACACCUCACACCACAAAACGCGACUUUUUCGAAUACAGGACGCCAUCGGAAGAUCUCGCUAGCAGUAAUAGAAAACCUACAUAUAUGCUUUUACUCGUAAUUUUGUGCCUUUUCACAGCAUGGCUCUCCCUGUAAAGAUUAAUUUUGGAUAACCAGCCAUAUAUUUAUUACGGAGAAAAAAAAUAAUAUAAUAAUGAUAUUGCACUAGUUAUAUUCAAGAAAAUUCCUCUAGGACAUUUCAGAUGACUUUCCAAGAAAAGCAUAACACGAUCCGGUUCCGGCUUCGGUCUCCUGCUGAGUAUGAAUCAAUUUAUGCAUGUUCACAUCUGACGUUUUACAUGGCUUGCGCUUAAUCUGUACUUACUGAUUUAUGAUAGCUACGACUCAUAUAGACAAGUGCUAAUGAUUUCGAGAUGAAAUUCA
Molecule: messenger RNA, 2566 nt
Organism: Sinocyclocheilus anshuiensis
Lineage: Eukaryota; Metazoa; Chordata; Actinopteri; Cypriniformes; Cyprinidae
Product: kit ligand-like
Exons: 10
Coding region: 244-1062 (272 amino acids)
Biological process (GO): cell adhesion; positive regulation of cell population proliferation
Cellular component (GO): plasma membrane
Molecular function (GO): cytokine activity; stem cell factor receptor binding
Source: RefSeq, a predicted model, not a curated record